CGGCAGCUCCUUUUCUCCCGCGGCGUUGCCGUCGCACUCGCACGCACGCACUCACCGCCGGCCUGAGCCUAAUCCUAAUCCUAAUCCUAAUCCACAUACCGGGACAAUCCAGACGAACGAGCGAACCAACGCACGGACGGCCACCAGCCGCUGCGUGCGUUCGCUUUCCCCCGAAACGUGACCCGAGCCGAGCUGCAGAGAGAGAAAGGAGAAGCCGCCAUGAAGCAGCAGCAGCUGCAGCUGCCUCCUAGUCGUCAACGUUAAAUCCCUGCUCGCCAAGCCACUACUACGACUACGAGCACCAGCCCCAGUUUUUCUCCUCUCGCCCCCGUUCCCCGUCCCGACUCCCGACCCAACCCAUAUCAGAGGUUCCGUCCGUUGGUGGCGCUGGCGUUCCCGUGAGUCGGCCCGCGCGCGAAGGCGGCCGUGACCGACCGUCCGGAGCUUCAUGCGCCAGGGGCGGCGGCUCCACCCCGUCGUUUGAUGGGCAACGCAUGCGGCGGCGCCCUUAGAUCCAAGUACCAGCACAGCUUCAAGCACGCCGCGUCGUCGCAGCGCCGCGCCUCCUCCGAGUACAGCGCCAGCGCCGUGGCCGACGACUCGCCCAGGAAGCCCACGCAGCCGCCCGCCACCACGGACGCCCACGCGCCGCCACCGCCGCCCGCCACCGCCGCAGCCGCCAUGAGGCGCGGCGGGGCCGGCGCGCCGCCGGACCUGGGGUCCGUGCUCGGCCACCCCACCCCCAACCUCCGCGACCUCUACGCGCUCGGCAGGAAGCUCGGGCAGGGGCAGUUCGGCACCACCUUCCUCUGCACCGAGCUCGCCACGGGGGUCGACUACGCCUGCAAGUCCAUCUCCAAGCGCAAGCUCAUCACCAGGGAGGACGUCGACGACGUGCGCCGCGAGAUCCAGAUCAUGCACCACCUCUCCGGCCACACCAACGUCGUCGCCAUCAAGGGCGCCUACGAGGACCAGCUCUACGUCCACAUCGUCAUGGAGCUCUGCGCCGGGGGCGAGCUCUUCGACCGGAUCAUACAGCGCGGCCACUACAGCGAGCGCAAGGCCGCCGAGCUCACCAGGAUCAUCGUCGGCGUCGUCGAGGCCUGCCACUCGCUCGGGGUCAUGCACCGCGACCUCAAGCCCGAGAACUUCCUGCUCGUCAACAAGGACGACGACCUCUCGCUCAAGGCCAUCGAUUUCGGACUCUCUGUCUUCUUCAAGCCUGGUCAAGUUUUCACCGAUGUUGUUGGUAGCCCAUAUUAUGUAGCUCCAGAAGUUUUGUUGAAAAAUUAUGGACCAGCAGCUGAUGUAUGGACAGCUGGCGUCAUUCUUUACAUUCUACUAAGUGGCGUGCCUCCGUUUUGGGCAGAAACACAACAAGGAAUAUUUGAUGCUGUAUUGAAAGGUGUCAUUGAUUUUGAUUCUGAUCCGUGGCCUGUCAUAUCUGAUAGUGCAAAAGAUCUUAUAAGACGGAUGCUGAAUCCUCGCUCUGCCAAGCGCUUAACAGCACAUGAAGUUCUAUGCCAUCCAUGGAUUCGUGAUCAUGGAGUAGCUCCUGACCGUCCACUGGAUCCAGCUGUCUUAUCUCGCAUUAAGCAAUUCUCUGCAAUGAAUAAGUUGAAGAAAAUGGCUUUGCGAGUAAUAGCUGAGAGCCUAUCAGAAGAGGAAAUUGCGGGGUUGAAGGAAAUGUUCCAGACCAUGGACACUGACAACAGUGGCGCAAUUACCUACGAUGAACUAAAAGAAGGAUUGAGAAAAUAUGGUUCCACACUGAAGGACACUGAGAUUCGUGAUCUUAUGGAUGCAGCUGAUAUCGACAACAAUGGAACAAUUGACUACAUUGAAUUCAUCGCUGCAACUUUGCAUCUCAAUAAGCUGGAGCGCGAAGAACAUCUCGUGGCGGCCUUUUCAUAUUUCGACAAAGAUGGUAGUGGCUAUAUCACAGUGGAUGAACUACAGCAAGCUUGCAAAGAGCAUAACAUGCCGGAUGCUUUUCUUGAUGAUGUCAUCAACGAAGCUGAUCAGGAUAACGAUGGCCGCAUUGACUAUGGAGAGUUUGUUGCCAUGAUGACCAAGGGCAAUAUGGGAGUCGGUCGACGGACAAUGAGAAACAGCUUGAAUAUCAGCAUGAGGGACGCACCUGGUGCAUUCUGAAACUUAACACGAUGUACAGCUUGUGGCCUAGUCACUUCGGCCCUGUUUGUUUCGGCUUCUGGCAGCUUCUGGCCACCAAAAGCUGCUGCGGACUGCCAAACGCUCAGCUUUUCAGCCAGCUUCUAUAAAAUUCGUUGCGGCAAAAACCAUCCAAAAUCAACAUAAACACAUAAUCGGUUGAGUCGUUGUAAUAGUAGGAAUCCGUCACUUUCUAGAUCCUGAGCCCUAUAAACAACUUUAUCUUCCUCCACACGUAAUCGUAAUGAUACUCAGAUUCUUCCCACAGCCAGAUUUUCAGAAAAGCUGGUCAGAAAAAAGCCGAAACAAACAGGGCCAACUGUCUUGUCUUGCUGCCCUACCAAACCUUCUGCAAAAUUUUUUUUCAAGAUGUUUGUCAGGUGUAUGUGUGGAUGUGUUUUUUCUGAUUCAACUCUUGUGAUUGAUUCC
This is a messenger RNA of Zea mays, 2601 nucleotides long. RefSeq lists its product as uncharacterized. NCBI's taxonomy places the organism in Eukaryota, Viridiplantae, Streptophyta, Magnoliopsida, Poales, Poaceae. Gene Ontology annotation, molecular function: calcium ion binding; ATP binding; protein kinase activity. The transcript has 7 exons. The record is from RefSeq and is marked validated. Gene Ontology annotation, biological process: protein phosphorylation. The coding region runs from base 484 to 2154 and encodes 556 amino acids.